GCUCAAGAGACCUGCACUUCCUUGGAGAUCGACAGUGCCCUGGACCAUCUGGGAGACCUCAGUCAGGACUUGGCUGACAUUAAACAGGCAGCAGUGGGCGGCAAGCUGACCCAGCUCCCUGGAGAAACGGCGGAACAGUCUUCCACUCAGCUGGGCACAACAUCCAAGACAGUUGGAUCAUCCAUGGCACAGUUACUUACUGCAGCCGCACAGGGCAAUGAAGACUAUGUUGGUAUUGCUGCUAGAGAUACAGUGAAUGCACUAAAGGUACUGGUCAGCUCAGUGCGUGGUGUUGCCGCUACUACAGAUGACAGACAGGUCCAGCAGGCUAUUAUAGAUAAUGCCCGCGAUGUUAUCAGUCAGUCUGUGCGUCUGCUGCAGGAAGCCAAAAAUGCCAUGGGAGAUCCCAGCAAUCCUGAGAAUCAGCAGAGACUAUCACAGGUGGCCAAAUCAGUGUCCAAUGCUCUAAACAACUGUGUCAGCUGCCUGCCUGGACAGAGGGACAUUGACAAUGCCAUCCGGCUAAUCACACAGAACUCUCAGAAUCUGGCCAGUCCCAGGUUUCCCCCAACGGAUCGAACCUACAAGCAAGUGCAGAAUGACAUGAGUUGCUCAGCAGCCAACCUGAACCAAGCAGCCAGUGACAUCGUGGCAUCCUCCAGAGUGGCCACAACCCAGCACCUGGCCGAGUCUUCAGCUAGAUACAGUCAACACUAUGAAGACUUUGUCCACACCGGCCUGACCCUGGCCGGGCUAUCCAAAGAUCUGGAGACCCAGAACCAGAUCGUCGGAGGUCUGAAGAGCGUCUCCAUGGUGUCCAGCAAGCUACUGGUGGCAGCAAAGGCAGUCUCUGCGGACCCGAACGCACCAAACUCCAGGAACUUGCUAGCCCAGGCUGCCAGGGCAGUGACAGAGAGCAUCAACCAUCUGUUUAACAUCUGCACUCAGUCUGCUCCAGGACAGAAAGAAUGUGACAAUGCUCUCCGACAGAUACAGAUGAUUGCUGGCAUGUUAGAUAACCCCAAUGAACCAGUCAGCGACCUCACCUACUUUGACGCUCUGCAGACGGUCAUGGAGAAAUCAAAGGACCUGGGUGAUGCCAUGACGGGCAUCUCCAGCCAUGCCAAGCAGGGAGACAUGGAUGAAUUGUGUGGCGCUGUGAGGAGCUUUGCUAACUCCAUCUGUGGGCUCACUGAGGCCUCCGUGCAGGCAGCCUACCUUGUGGGAAUAUCAGACCCUGCAUCAGAACCAGGAUGUCCAGGAGUCGUUGACCAGACACAGUUUUCUCGUGCCAACCAGGCAAUACAGAUGGCCUGUCAGAACCUGACUAACCCUGCCAGCUCCCAGCAGCAGGUGCUGUCGGCAGCUACUAUUGUGGCCAAACACACUUCAUCUCUGUGCAACUCCUGCCGCCUGGCAUCUUCCAAAACUGCCAACCCUGUGGCCAAGAGACAUUUUGUACAGAGUGCCAAAGAUGUGGCUAACAGCACUGCCAGCUUAGUGAAGGCCAUUAAGGCUUUGGAUAGUGACUUUACUGAGGAGAACAGGCAGAACUGUGCCGAGGCUGCCCGGCCACUCAUCAGUGCUGUGGAUGAACUGACAACCUUUGCCUCCUCGCCAGAGUUUGCCAGCAAACCAGCCAAAAUUAGUGCUCAGGCUCGCCAGGCACAAGAGCCGAUCACCCAGUCCGGUAAAGCCAUGAUUGAAGGUGCCAGCAACAUGUUGGAUGCAGCCAAACAGCUGGCUGUCAAUCCUAGAGAUCCCGCCGUCUACCAGCAGUACUCACACCACUCCAAGAGUGUCUCCGAGGCUAUCAAGAGACUUGUGGGAAGCAUCAAGGAUAGUGCACCUGGACAGCGUGAGUGUGACAGUGCCAUUGAACACCUGAACAUGACCAUCAGAGAGCUUGACCAAGCCUCACUGGCAGCCAUCAGUCAGAACCUUGUACCCAGCGAUGAAAAGUCUUUGAAAGCAUAUCAAGAACAGAUGAUCAACAGUGCCAGAGAAAUUCUGGACAGAAUUGACCUCAUAAGACAAGCUGCCAAAGAAGAAUCACAGAACUUAGGCCAUUUGGCUGCCACAUUAUCUUCAUAUUUUGAGCCCUUGGCCAAAUCGUCUGUCGGCACAGCCAGCAAGACCGUCAACUCCAGGCAACAGAUGAACAUCCUGGACCAGACUAAGACGGUGGCUGAGUCUGCUCUGCAGUUUAUGUAUGCUUGUAAAGAAGGAGGUGGUAAUCCCAAGGCCGUUAACACUCAUGGCCCUAUUGACAGUGCUGCUGACGAUAUGAAGGACGUCCUACAGGACCUGUUGCAGACGAUGGAGGAGGCGGCCUCUCAGGCAGGCGUGGUCAACAGUAUGAUUGACACAAUCACCAAGGCCAUUGCUAGGACCGAUGAUCGACAGACAGACAGAAUGUCAAUCAUUGAAAACCUGUCCUUUGUGGAUCACCAGACGAACAUGGUCAGACUGGCCAAGCAGAUGGCCAGGGCAGCACAAGACAUGAUUGCCAAGUCCACAACAAAUGUGGGCCAGCUUGGGGUAAUAGCCAAUCAGCUGGCCAGAGACUAUGCUUCCCUGGCAAAUGCUUCCAUUGGAGCAGCCGCAGCUGCCAACAGUACAGAGAUUGGAAACAGAAUCCGAGCGACAGUUCAAGACCUGGGAAAGUCCUGUGUGGAGCUUGUACAAGAUGCCGGUGGCCUCCAGGCUAACCCCACAGAUCAGUACUCGCGCAAGGAUCUCAGUGACCACGCCAAGAGUGUGCAGGAAAAGGUGUCCUACGUGUUAGCCUCCUUGCAGGCAGGAGCCCGAGGCACCCAGGCCUGUAUAAAUGCGGCCAGUACAAUCAGUGGCAUCAUCGGAGACCUGGACACAAGCAUCAUGUUUGCUUCUGCUGGCACUCUCAACGAUGAAGGCUCGGAAUCAUUUGCAGACCAGAGAGAAAACAUCCUGAAAACAGCCAAAGCUCUUGUGGAGGAUACAAAAACUUUGGUCGCUGGAGCCGCCUCCAACCAGGAGCAGCUAGCUGCUGCAGCCCAGUGUGCAGUCAAGACUAUCACACGACUGGCUGAUGUGGUCAAGCUGGGGGCCGCCUCUUUAGGUUCUAACCAACCAGAGGCACAGGUCUUGUUGAUAAAUGCUGUGAAAGACGUGGCAUCGGCGCUCUCAGACCUGAUCAGUGCCACCAAGAAUGCAUCAGGAAAGAGUGUCAGUGAUCCAGCUAUGCUGACAUUGAAAGACUCGGCUAAGGUGAUGGUGACUAAUGUUACAUCUCUCUUGAAGACAGUGAAGUCGGUGGAGGAUGAGGCUGUCCGAGGAACCAGGGCUCUCGAGUCCACUAUCGAAGCAAUUGGACAGGAAAUUAAGGCAUUUGAUGGCAGUGAUGAGGUGGUGAAAAAGGCCUCAGCAGAAGACCUGAUCCGCUAUGCCAAGCCGAUUACCACUGCAACGGCCAAAGCAGUGGCAGCUGCUAACUCAUGCAGACAAGAGGAUGUCAUCAGCACUGCCAAUAUGGGGAGGAAGGCUAUCUUUGAUUUGAUGGCAGUUGUCAAGGGUGCAGCAGCGACAGCGGAAACUUCCGAGAUCAAGCGGCGAGCUAUCAAUGCAGGACGAACAGCUGCCAUGUCUUACAAAGAGCUGCUGGAGUGUGUUCACCAGGUGGUAAUGAAGCCAACCACUGAGGGUAAACAGAAUGUGGCCUUGAUUUCACGAAAAGUGGCCAAUGCUGUCACUGAACUUGUGCAGUCGGCAGAAGCCAUUAAAGGAUCUGACUGGGUGGACCCGGAUGAUCCCACAGUUAUAGCAGAGAAUGAACUCCUUACAGCAGCAAGCUCCAUAGAAGCAGCAGCCAAGAAGCUCUCCCAGCUGAAGCCGAGGGAACAAGUGAAGAGGCCCAAUGAGGAUCUAGACUUCGAGGAGCAAAUCCUAGAAGCUGCCAAGUCUAUUGCUGCAGCAACAGCAGCUUUGGUGAAGUCUGCCUCUGCAGCCCAGCGGGAGCUGGUAGCCCAAGGGAAAGUAGGGUCCACCUUCACUCAGCAUGCAGUGGAUGAGGAUGGCCAGUGGUCACAGGGCCUUAUCUCAGCUGCCAGGAUGGUGGCAGCGGCCACACACAGCCUGUGUGAAGCAGCCAACGCCAUGGUUCAGGGACAUGCCAGCGAGGAGAGGCUGAUAGCCUCGGCCAAGGAAGUUGCCGGUUCCACAGCUCAGCUGCUGAUGGCUUGUAAAGUGAAAGCAGAUCCUGGUUCUGUGGCCAUGCAGAGAUUGCAGUCUGCGGGCAAUGCAGUAAAGAGAGCAACGGAACUGCUAGUGAAAGCUGCCCAGCAAGCUAAAGAUUACAAUGAUGAUGAGUCCAGCUUAACUGUGGACAGGAGGAUGGUUGGUGGGAUCGCACAGGAACUGCAAGCUCAGGAAGAGAUCUUAAGAAAGGAGAAAGAGCUGAAUGACGCCAGGAAGAAGUUGAUGAGGCUGCGACAAGAGAGAUAUAAAGGCCGGCCACCAGAAGAUGAUGAUUCUGGCUCCUCGUUUUAG
Messenger RNA from Candidula unifasciata, 4527 nucleotides. Lineage: Eukaryota; Metazoa; Mollusca; Gastropoda; Stylommatophora; Geomitridae. The record is from the annotation of a GenBank genome assembly.